Histoplasma capsulatum G186AR is the source of this 2469-nucleotide messenger RNA. RefSeq names its product dynamin family protein. Lineage: Eukaryota; Fungi; Ascomycota; Eurotiomycetes; Onygenales; Ajellomycetaceae. Bases 1 to 2469 code for a protein of 822 amino acids. The transcript has 5 exons. Gene Ontology annotation, molecular function: GTP binding; GTPase activity; microtubule binding. The record is from RefSeq and is a predicted model, not a curated record. Gene Ontology annotation, cellular component: membrane; microtubule; cytoplasm.
AUGGGCCAACACCAGAUUCCUCUCAGGAACCAUGUUCCAGAUUCCUCGGAUAUCGAGUCAGACAGUGAUAGCAAUCCGCCGAUCGGGAAGGGAAACAACUCCAUUGAUGUGAUAUCGAGGACAAUGAAAGCCCUAGUGAAGAAGAUCCAAGACCUUCGCCAUCUGGGGAUUGAAAACCAUAAACUUCCCCUCCCAAAAAUCUGUGUUGUGGGAGACCAGAGCACUGGAAAAAGCUCGCUCAUUGAAGGUAUGAGCGAGAUAAAGGUCCCUAGGAGUGCCGGCUGUUGUACUCGCUGUCCCUUGGAGAUCAAUCUCUCAGACCAACUGGAUGGGCCGUGGUCCUGCAAAAUAUUCUUGAUGAAAAAGUACAUUUACAGCACCCAGUUGAUCAAGCGUGGAGGGAAAAGCAAAGACUUAGGGCCUUGGGUUGAGCAGGAGCCCGAGAUUAUUCCCUUCGUGAACCUAACGGACAAAGUCGGUGUACAAGAUGCCCUAAAAUGGGCCCAACUAGCCACGCUCAAUCCAUCGAUGUCUCACGAGAACUAUAUCCCUGGUCAAAACACGGGAACAGAUGAAACCACUCAAGUCAAGUUCUCCCCCAAUGUUGUUCGCCUGGAUAUUUCUGCUCCCCACUUCCCCAACCUCUCCUUCUACGAUCUACCAGGUGUUAUCAAUGUUGCUGAGGUUGAAGAGGAAAAAUACUUGGUAACUCUUGUUGAAAAUCUUGUCAAGCAAUACAUCUCAACAAGCAGCUGUACUGUCUUGUUGACCCUUCCUAUGACUGAUGAUGCAACUAAUUCCAGUGCUGCAAGGAUAAUCAGAGAGGUUGGGGCCACUGCUAGGACACUGGGGGUUCUCACAAAGCCAGAUCGUGUAGGGUACGGUGAAGGCUACAACCAAUGGGAGGAGAUCCUUCGGGGCGAAAAGUUCACUGUUGGCCAUGGCUACUAUGUUGUUCGCAAUAACCCCAAUCCGCAGGUUGAGCAUGCCCAAGCCCGGGAGGAGGAGGAGGAGUUUUUUAGUGCUGGGCCGUGGAGAAGUGAGCUUGCUGAGUACAGCACAAGAUUUGGCACGCGGAACUUGCAAAUGGCGCUGUCGAAGCUUCUGAAACAGCAAAUUGAGCUCAGUUUGCCUUGUAUUAGGGAACAAAUCCAAACUCGAGCAGAAGAAGUCGAAAGGGAGCUGAUGACCCUUCCUGAUCCCCCCUCAGCCAAUAUUCAAUUUAUUUUGUCGGAUAAAUUGAACGAAUUCAAUAACGCCAUACAUGUCCACAUGAACGGUGGGUCACCGGGUUCAGAUUACCCCCUCCAAAAGCAGUGGAUGAAGAUUGCUACCGAUUUCCAGUACAGCUUGUUGGUAACUCGACCUGCGAUGAGGCUGUCAGCUUUAGUUGAAAAGUUCCCUGCAAGGGAGGCAGCGGCGAAUCGACCAGGCGAAGUUGCAACAAGAAAUGAUGAAGAGAAUGAUUGCGAAAUCACUGAGAGCCGUCCGUCUCCCAACAAACGUAAAGCAGACACAGCGGAGCCUCAAGGCGGCGUCAAGAGAUAUAUGCCUCCCCCCUUGAUGGCUAGUCUGAAGGCAUAUUCAACUGAAUACUUUGGUAGAUUUAAAGGCCCCGUCAAAACUUUCAGGCUUGAAGAGGUUAGGGAGAUCAGCAGCGACACCUAUGCUUCUGGAGUUCCUGGGCUUGCAAACCCCCUUGCCGUUGAAGUAAUGAACAAGCUUAGUGUUAUGCAUUGGGAGCAGCCCAUGAAAGAGUUCCUCACUGCUAGUUAUGAGUUGAUCGAAGCCUUCCUCAUAGGUCAAUUGGACAUUGUGUUUUCUUCGUAUCAGCGUACAGCGUUGUAUGGGAAACUGAGGGAGAUUAUCCCCAAUUUUCUGCAGACUUUAAAGAAUCCUCACCUCCGUCUCGCCAAUGAAUUCUAUCAGGUUGAACAGAUGAAGCCUUUCACCAUGGCCACUGCCACCUUUCAGAGCGCCCAGAGGGAAGCUCUAGAUUCUCUAAGAACGAAACGCAAAGCAGUCCGGGUAACUCUAUUUUUGGAGGGCGGAGAUUGUAUAGAAGGUGGAAGAAGAGUUGCCCCAAGCGGAAUCUCCGAUGCCCACAUGGGGGAGGAUGAAUACGCUAAGGAAAUUGAAAUCAUGGCCAUUUCCAGGGCGUACUACGAUGUCGCAAGCUCUCGCUUUGUUGACACGCUCUGCCAAAGCGUCCACACGAAGUUGUUUUUCAAAUGCGACCAAGAACUACGCCCUACCAUCAUUAAAGAACUUGGAAUAUUGGACGAUAACGCUUCCGAGCGCUGCAUGGAACUCAUGGUCGAAGACCCCGAGCGCCAAAAGCGCCGCCUCAAUUUAAGGAAGGAGGAAGAUAAACUUAAGAAAGCGAUGGAUUCGUUGAUGACUGUUGAGGACGAUGUUGACAUGGCUGACACGGCCGAUUUGACUGACAUGGCCGACUGUCCAUGUUGA